AAAACGGUGGUUUAGCUUAAAAGAUGGCGGCGUCCUUAAACCGAAUUUGAUUGCCAACAACAACCUACUGUACAUUCACAUUGGACUGCAGCAAUAGCCACAUUAUCUAAAAUUGUGGUUUAUCUACAGAUACGUUCCCCUGUAGACCACACCUCAGUGGAAACAUGAACUCAGGGCAGCCUUAGAGGCCAAGUUAAAGCUCUAGGGGGAGAUGUCAAAAGGAGCCAUUCUGACAGCAGGGGACGAUGUUGCAGAUCACUUCCUGGUGGACUAUGAGAAGAAGGCCAUCAGUGACAUGAAGGAGAAGAGAAGACUCGAGGAGGAGGAAGAGGAGGCAGCAAGGGCGGGGCCAGAGUAUGAGAUGGGGGCUACGGAUGUACCUGGCCCAGUCGACCCUCAAGACCAAUGGGAGAAGGACGACAAAGAGAAAGCUAUGAAGCAAGAAACACUGCCAGAUCUUCUCUCUAGUGACAUGCAUCGGAAGAUGAUGAGGAAGAAAUGGGAGGCUGAGGAGGAAGAAAUGAGGAGCCGAGGUCCUGGGCCUCUUCACUACCAGAACCUCAAGUUUGAUGAGGUGAGAGAGAUGGGUGUCGGCUGCUUUGACUUCUCAAAGGAUGAGGGAGAGAGACAGAGUCAGAUGGAGAUGUUGAGUCAUCUUAGAGACGAGACGCUUGGUCAGAGAACAAAGAGUGACCAGCUUAAAGGGAAACGCAAAGCGGCCCUCACCCUCAAGGCCCAACUAGAUAAAGUGAAGCAGCGUAACCGAGCCAAGGGGGAGAUAGUUGAGGAGGAGGGCGAUAAGGACCAUCAGGAGGAGGAGGAAGAUGCGAGGAUGAAGGAGGAGUCAGAGUCAGCGAGACGGAGACAGAAGGAGGAGGAUGAGAAGAGAUUAGCAGAGAGGCUGAGCAAGACGGCGCCGGCGAGACCUUGGGAUAUUGGAAAAGAAGAGUCGCAAUGGGACAGGGUGAAGAAGCAAGUACAUGAAGAGCGCCCUCAAGAGUUUGCUCCUCCACAGCAGUACAACUGGAUGAUGCCAUCGAUGAGACAAACUCCAAAGAAGAAGAGCAAGUUUGCGUCCACAGAAAGUUGCGACGACACGCUUAACACGUCAAAACAGCCGCAGGAGUUCGCUCCUCCUAGUAAUUCUGCAAAGUGGAACAUGAGACAGGGUUUGUCUGCAAGUACUUCGUUAGAGGCCAAGAAAUCUAAGGAUCAAGGCAGCAGGCUGGGGAAUUGAACCAAGAACCGCAAAGAACUGGAGAAGAUUUCUGCCGUGGAGGUAGCCUGAUCAUCUGACGUCAUUCUUCAAGGCUCGUGAAUAACACCAGAGAGCGGCCAAAAACCGGCAUGUAGUUGACCUCUGACCUCUGUCGUUUCACAUAUAGAUACGCAGUCAAAUUACAUUGCGGACUUGAGAGCAGUGACUA
Messenger RNA from Asterias rubens (European starfish), 1427 nucleotides. RefSeq names its product coiled-coil domain-containing protein 174-like. The record is from RefSeq and is a predicted model, not a curated record. NCBI's taxonomy places the organism in Eukaryota, Metazoa, Echinodermata, Asteroidea, Forcipulatida, Asteriidae. The transcript has 7 exons. Gene Ontology annotation, cellular component: nucleus. Bases 212 to 1237 code for a protein of 341 amino acids.